AUUUAGUUCAUCUUGUCCUCCCAAAGAUAUAAGAAUGCAUUGUACUUCUCCAUUGAUUGUUAAUAUUUUUUGGCCAAGAGCUGAAGUGGGUGCUGUAAAUCAUAAUUGCAAUGGAUUAUUUUCAUUACUUGUUAAGUUGCUAUCAAGCAGAAUGUGUGAAAAAGAAAAAACUAUCACAUUGCUUCUGAUACAAAGAUUAAUUUCACUGGUGGCUGAAUGUUGCCAAAUAAGUCAAAGAAACAUAAACUAUGAAAUAAUAUGUUCUUUAGGACCCAACUGUGAUAAAUAUGCCUUAGCAAUAUCAUCAUCAUGUGCUGAUGCUAUAUCUACUGUAGAUGAAUUAAAAUCAUUUUUAACAACACUUCAACCAGAUUGGUUGAAAGUAAAAGUUUGUCUAUAUCUUUUAGAUCGGUACUUUUUAAUGUGGGGUUACAAACCUGGAAAUAAUAGAAUUCCGUUAUCAUUAAGAAAAAUUAUUAGACAAUAUAUGUUUCCUACUCCAGCUCCAGUGUCAGAAUUAUUAACUCAUCAGAAUGAAAAAUUUGAUGAUAAAAUCCAUAUUGGAAUAGAAAAGAAAACAUUAAAACAAAGCAAGCUUUUAUCACCAGAAAUUACAAGAAUAAAUACAGAGCAUCUAAAAGUUUCAGCAGAAAAGAGAAAAAAUAAGAAAACAUAUGAUUUUGAUGAUGAUUUGAAUUCCUAUGAUAAAAUAACAUUUGAGUCCAAAUAUCAAGUACAUAAAUUUUUAUUAUUGCUAUUGAAUCUUAUUCUUUCAUAUAUAAAAAUGAAUCAUUUACAUGAAAUUAUGGAAAUGCUAAGAUCAAAACACGACUUUCAACACAAUAAAUUGGAAAAUUUGAAUGAAGUAAAUGAUUCUUCAACAGAAAAAUCAGAAAAUCAAACUUGCUUAAAAGGUAACAUAAACAUUCCAAACAUUCUUAGAACAUUUCUUGGGCAAGAACCUUCAGUGGAUACUGUAAUUGCUAUUAGUGAUGAUCUUUAUAUGGCAAACAAAUUUCAUAACUAUCAAUUGAAGUUUGAGAAAAGUGUGAAAAAGAUGUGCACAGAAAAUUCAAAACUACCCAAGGAUAUCCUUCUUGCAUUGCAAUUAAUAGAAAUAUAAAACAUCCAAGGAAGAGAACUAUUUAUAAGAAAUUUCUAGUCAGUGCUGAAGUUUUUUAUUUUAAUAAAUUAAAGUAGUUUCUGUAUAACAACGAAUGUUCUUUAAAU
Messenger RNA from Centruroides sculpturatus (bark scorpion), 1230 nucleotides. RefSeq lists its product as uncharacterized. Bases 35 to 1123 code for a protein of 362 amino acids. The transcript is spliced from 6 exons. The record is from RefSeq and is a predicted model, not a curated record. Lineage: Eukaryota; Metazoa; Arthropoda; Arachnida; Scorpiones; Buthidae.